This is a messenger RNA of Cricetulus griseus (Chinese hamster), 1599 nucleotides long. NCBI's taxonomy places the organism in Eukaryota, Metazoa, Chordata, Mammalia, Rodentia, Cricetidae. The record is from RefSeq and is a predicted model, not a curated record.
CAUAAACAAAUGUAAAAAUUACUAUGAAGUUCUCGGAGUUACGAAAGAUGCUGCUGAUGAAGACUUGAAAAAAGCUUACAGGAAGCUCGCUUUGAAGUUCCAUCCAGACAAAAACCAUGCCCCUGGAGCCACGGAUGCUUUCAAAAAGAUCGGAAAUGCUUACGCGGUUUUAAGCAAUCCAGAGAAACGAAAACAGUAUGACCUCACAGGCAGUGAAGAACAAGCUUGUAAUCACCAAAACAACGGCAGGUUCAACUUCCACCGAGGCUGUGAAGCUGACAUAACUCCGGAGGACCUGUUCAAUAUCUUUUUUGGUGGUGGAUUCCCUUCAGGUAGUGUACACUCAUUUUCAAAUGGCCGGGCUGCUUACAGCCAUCAACAUCAGCACCGACACAGUGGACAUGAAAGAGAGGAAGAGAGAGGAGAUGGAGGCUUUUCUGUGUUUAUCCAGCUGAUGCCCAUUAUCGUUCUGAUCCUCGUGUCAUUGUUAAGCCAGCUGAUGGUCUCUAACCCUCCUUAUUCCUUAUAUCCCAGAUCUGGAUCAGGACAAACUAUUAAAAUGCAGACAGAAAACUUGGGUGUUGUUUAUUACGUCAGUAAGGACUUUAAAAGCGAAUAUAAAGGAGCGCUGUUACAAAAGGUGGAAAAGAGCGUGGAAGAGGAUUAUGUGACUAAUAUCCGAAAUAACUGCUGGAAAGAAAGACAGCAGAAAACAGAUAUGCAGUAUGCAGCAAAAGUGUACCGUGAUGAACGGCUGCGGAGGAAGGCGGAUGCUCUCAGCAUGGACAACUGCAAAGAGCUAGAGCGGCUGACCAGUCUCUACAAGGGGGGAUAAGCCGGAAGUCCUGCCUACUCCUCCCGAUGGACUCUGUCUUUUCUGUAAUUUCAUUUUGCAGUGAGGCUGAAGAAAAUUUGAUUAAAGACUAAGCUGAGUAGUUGACUCCUGAAAUCUUGGACUGUUAAUGAUCUACUGGCUCAUUUCAAUAGUAAGAACUGAAAACUAAAUAUUUUAGUAUGCUUCUGCAAUUACUUUCACUUUAAAACCUUACAUGAUUCCUUAUGAUGUCUGGAGAGGAUUAUUACACCUGCAGCAAUUGCCAAUUUUAGUGAUUCUCUAUUAUUCCUUUGCCAUGUAAAUAUUUUUAGAAUGAUUUUGUGUAUAUAUGAGUGCUUGCCUUUUAUUUAAAUUAUUUUAGUGUUUAGCUCCAUGAGACACUUGGCUUAGGCUGAUGGAAUGGAUGUCUAUGACACAGUCAGAUUUUCCAUUAGGUGUUUGGGUGUGUGGAGUUUAAACAACGAAAGUUUCUCAAAAAGAAAAAGCAAAACUUUAUAUAAAAUCUUAUAUCGGCAUAGAAGGAAUUGACAUUUUUAAUAUUGUUCUUAUAUUCCAGAGUAUGUAAUGAGAUAAAUGAACUGGUGUAUACUAUCAGUAUGCUCUUUAGCUUUAUGAACUGCUAAGCCAUACAUAGGAACAAAAUGCUAUAAGAUAGAUUUUAAAGAAAAUAUGAUGAUAAAUAUUAUGCUAAAUGAAUUUUCAAUGAUAAAUUGCAAUUAUGCCAUUCACAAUUCUGGUAAUUAAAGGUUAGCCCCAAAUGUUCA